Alosa alosa (allis shad) is the source of this 2529-nucleotide messenger RNA. It is a transcript of the gene gorab, whose product is annotated as golgin, rab6-interacting. Gene Ontology annotation, biological process: non-motile cilium assembly. The transcript is spliced from 6 exons. Bases 154 to 1227 code for a protein of 357 amino acids. Lineage: Eukaryota; Metazoa; Chordata; Actinopteri; Clupeiformes; Clupeidae. The record is from RefSeq and is a predicted model, not a curated record.
UCCACAACUAUGGCGGCGUAGUACUAGAAGCUACAGGGACGCGGUCAUAAUUUCGCUUAAUUUUCUAUAUUUUCGUUGAAGCUUGCAUUAGUCACCUUUUGAAGUUACUUUAAAAUGUUUUAGAGUUUUGUUUGCGUACACUACAUCCCAGAAAUGGCAUCAUGGGCUGGCUUUUCGGACGAAGAGCUGCGGAGAAUACAGCUGAAAGGACCCUCAGUUUUCAUUGGAAUUUGUUCCACCGCAGAUCAAGCGAUGUCUACUCCAGGGAAUGGACGGGGCCGCAAACCGACUACCACCAACCGGAGUCGGCAACAGCUCCAGCGGGAACGAGCACUCAAACUCGCCGCUCAAACCACUGAGAACAACGAGACAUUACCACCCGAGCAGAAGCUCACCAAGCCCCAUUUGGCAUCACCUGCGCCCACAGUACCGACUGCCGUUGACACCAGAAAGGACGAGCCUGUGACUGUAAAGGCAGCUGCGGUCAAGCCUGUGACAGUAAAGGUAGAUUCGGUCAACAACCAUGAUACGGAGCUGUCGGUUGAAGUCAUACCAGCGGCAAAAGAGUUGGAUAAACAGGAAGUGGAAUUGAGGGAGCGAACUCGUCUGGAGAAACUGCAGCUUGAACAGCGAAUUAUGGAAGAGAAGAAUAAACAGAAGAAGGCUCUAUUAACCAAAACCAUUGCAGAGAAGUCCAAGCAGACUCAGGCUGAGGCAGUAAAACUGAAACGCAUUCAGAAGGAGCUGCAGGCGCUGGACGACUCUGUGUCCAAUGAUAUCAACAUCCUCCGCAAGCUGAUCGAGCAGGCCAGCCUGGACUACUCCACUGCAUGGAAGCGAUUUGAGCGCGCGGAGGCAGAGUACGUGGCGGCGAAGCUGUCGCUGCACCGGCACACCGACGUUAAGGAGCAGCUGACGGAGCACCUGUGCGCCAUCAUUCAGCAGAACGAGCUGCGCAAGGCGGCCAAGCUGGAGGAGCUGAUGCAGCAGCUUCAGCUCAGUGAGGAGCUGGAGAGCCAGCCACCCCCAGCACCCCCAGGGAAGGAGCAGCCCAGCAGCGCCCAGAGCCCUGCAUCGCCCCCCGGCAACGACUCCACCACCACCUCGACCACCACCACCACCACCUCGACCACCACAGCAGCAGGAGAUCCAGGCAGUAAACAGGGCUGUCCCGAGGCCAGCCCAGCCCCAGCAAGCACCGUACUAUCCUGCGCAUUGCUUGCAUGAUUGGUGAAAAGCAGACGUGGCGAGAGAUUGGUGUCCCGUUGGUCGGUGCCCUGCGUCUGUGCCGUGGUAAGAUGAUCCGCCUGCGUCGGGAGGCCCUCUGGAUGUGGACUAUGUAUUGAUGGGCCGUAGUGGCCCUCUGGAUGUGGACUAUGUAUUGAUGGGCCGUAGUGGCCCUCCUUGUGUCCGUGUUUUUUCUUCUUUCGCUCGGUUUACUCACCGACGUCGGCGAAGCAAGCCGGUUUCCCUAGACACCCUGCUGUUCGUCUGCCGGAGAGUCAAAUGGGUGUACUGCUUUGCUCUCAGUCCUUAGUCCUCGCCUAAAACACAAACGUUCCUCCAGCGUUAUCCCACGCUGCACUGACGGGCCUAACUUACUACAUUUUGAUUUACGAUGGUGUAUUGUGAGAUUGCUAUUUAAUUUUUUUUUUUUUUUUAACCAGCGGUUUUUGUGUGGGUCCUCUUUGGUCUGGACUUAAUCUUUGUUUUAUUGGUCUAUAUAGUCUGUUGGUUGUGUCUUCAAAUUAUUGCCUGUGAAAGAAUUAGGUCUACAUAUAUUCUAGUCUGUUUUAUUUAAACAUGUUUAUUGUUAUUAUUACAGCCUGGGCUCAAAUGGAUUUUCAAAUUGUUGACCCUUAUAUAAAGUGGAUUUCAUGGGGACUUUUUUCCUUGGGUUGUUUUUAAUACAUGAAAUGAAGUAACCUUAUUAUAGCUUGUCUGUUUAACAUACCUUAUGGAAUUGCACAAUUGCCAGCUUGAGACCAAAUAUUUAGAUAGGUUGUCUCAACUUUACACUAGGCUACCGACUUUAUGAUUGUUUAAGGUGCUGUCCGAAUACGGUCUUAAGCUCUCUUGUCCGGGCAGUCCACCUGACAGCUCACAUGGCGGUUCAAAGCAACUUUAAGAGCGUUGUAAGUGUUCCUCAAACCGGCCCGGAUUUUUUUACUGCCGCCUGGUCCCAUCUGGUCGUCUGCAUGCGGCAGUGCCAUAAACUCAACUCAUUUAAUUAGUCGCUGCAAGCGGCCGCAAGUGUGCCCUCUGCCAGACAACCUCCACGCGCUUCCAAGGUCACACAAAUGGGCGACGUUUGUUUCUCUGCCCGUAAAUUAGGUUUCGCUGGACUUUCAACUCUUUGCUUAACUUUUUCAGCCCAACAUCUAGAAAAUGUAUAGGCCUAUUUAUGCUCUAUAGACAUAGGGAUAUGAAACAUGGACAUGUCGGCCAUAUGGGAAAUUGCUUCUCUGUCAUUGGAUCAAAAUGUUAACAUUGCACUAAUAAACCAAUAAAUAAAUCCGCCCAAAUAAA